CUGACUGGCUGGAACGUCAACAACAACUUUGUUUGAUUUAGGGAAGUUGCAGUUUCACUGAGUGUUUCGUACGUUGAACCGAAGGCACAAUUUCUAAUGUGAGAAACAAAGUUACACCAUUUUCAGUUGGAAAAUGUCCCAGGGAUGUACAAUUUCUGUGGAAGAGAUCCAGUCUUGGUGGGAAGUCCCCGCCAUAGCCCACUUCUGCUCGCUGUUCAGGACGGCAUUCAGUCUACCAGACUUUGAAAUUGAGGAGUUGGAGGAGGCGUUGCUGAAGCGGGACCAAGACUUCCUGGCCGACCUCAUCUCCUCUCUCCUGCAGGGCUGCUACCAGCGCACCGACAUCACGCCCCAGGCCUUCAGCAGUUACCUGGAUGACAUCAUCAACUACCGCUGGGAGCUGGAGGAGGGGAAGCCCAACCCGCUGCGGGAGGGCCCCUUCGAAGAGCUGGCCCCCCGCACGCAGGUGGAGCUCCUGCACCGCCUGUGUGACUACCGCCUGGACGCUGCCGACGUCUUCGAUCUGCUCAAGGGACUCGAUGCGGACAGCUUGCGGGUGGAGCCGCUGGGGCAGGACGGAAACGGCGCCCUCUACUGGUACUUCUACGGCACGCGCAUGUACAAGGAGGAGCCGGUCAAGCCGAAGCCCGGCGAGGUCAGUGAAGUCGCUGAGGUUAAAGUCCCAGAGAAAAGGAAAAGGGGACGACCACCAAAGAAGAAGAAGCUGGAGGAACAGCAGCUGAGCGAGGUGAACAGUGUGAAAAAGGAGGAGAAUGGAACGGGGGUCGUGCAGCCAGGCACGGAGCGUGAACGCGGCACCUGGUCACUGGUGUGUGACACGGAAGAGCAGUGGCUGAGCCUGGCCGACAGCAUCAAGGACAAGACGUCGCCCCAGGACCGUCACCUCUACCGCAUCAUCAGCCAGAACUUCCUGCCUGAGAUCAGGAGCAUGAUCGAGCACAAGGAAAAAGAGCACAGGGAGAAGGAGCCUGCCCCAGUCCGCAGCUCAAACCGCCUCUCUGCCAAGCGCAUCACACAAGAGGCAGAGGAGACUCUGCAGGCCAUUGCAGAGGUUGCGCAGCAGAAGCAGAGGGAGGAGGAGGUAGACAGACAGAGGCUGCUGGCGGAGCAGCGGAAGGAGGAGGAGAGACUGCUGCAGGAGGAGCGUCAGCGGGAGGAGCUGGAGAGGAUCAAAGCUGUGGAAGAGCGCGCGCGGAGGCGGAAACAGCGAGAGGAGAAGGCGUGGCUUCUGUCCCAGGGCAAGGAGCUGCCCCCCGAGCUGCUGCACCUGGAGCCGCACUCACCUGUCCGCCGCAGCCGCAGGACCAAGGAGUUCUAUGAGAUUGAUGAUGAUUACACAGCUCUGUACAAAGUGCUGGAGGCCCUGAAGGCCCACAAGGAUGCCUGGCCCUUCAUGGAGCCCGUGGACGAGUCUUACGCUCCUAACUACCACGAGAUCAUCCAGACCCCCAUGGACCUGUCCACCAUUGAGAAGAAGCUGAACGAAGGGGAGUACAUCGCCAAGGACGAGUUCGUGGCCGACGUGAAGCUCAUGUUCGAGAACUGCCAGGAGUACAACGGCGAGGACAGCGAGUACACCAUGAUGGCGGAGUCUCUGGAGCGCUGCUUCAGCAAGGCCCUGCUGAAGCACUUCCCGUCGGAGGAGGGCGACACGGACGAGGAGUUCCACAUCAGCGGCGAGGACCGCGAGCGUGAGCGCAAGGAAAAGAGGCGGAGCCGCGGCCAGCGGCAGGCCGGGCCCGAGAGCCUGAUCCGGGCCACGGAGCAGGCCAAACGGCGGUACGCCCCGCAUAGCGGCAAGGGCAGCGCCCACCCGGAGGAGGAGAAGCACAAACCUGCCCCCCCGCCACCCGCCGUGCACCGGGCCAACGGGCCCCAGCCCGGCCCUGACCCCCGCUCCGGCCCCCAUCACCCAGCCCAGCCGCUCCAGGUCCCUCCCGGCUCCGGAGUGUUUGGCCAGCGGAUGCCUGUGGGUCCAGGGCUGCCCUUCCACGGGCAGAGACUACCAGAACCCAGGCCUGGAGAGCCCAGCUCUCAGCGCCUGCCUCACCACUUCAACAUGCAGCCGCCUGCUGUGGAGGGUCACCACCUUGGCCUGCGGUUCCCGGCGGGCCCUGACGCCCGGCCUCUUCAGCCCCACCAGCAGCAGCCCUACAUGGGCCCCACCCACGGCCCCUCCCUGGGCCCCCGCCCCGUGGCCCUGCAGUCCGGGGGCCUCUGCACCCCUCCGCCCGAGGCAAACAUGUACCCCUCCCGCCAGCACCCGGAGGGGCAGGUCUCCCACCCUGGGAGGAGCAGGUACCCGGGCCCGGGCGUCCUGCCACAGCACAACUCCUACGCCCACUUCCGCCCGCCGGGGGUGGGCAUGCCCAACAUGUGGCCCGGCAUGAACAGUCAAGGACAGGAGCGGCCCUCUGGCCCCACAAUGCAGGACCAGGCCAUGGGGAACCCCCUCGCUCAGCACCCUUUUAACCCCGGCAUGGGUCACGCGCCCCCCAAACCGUGGCCGGAGCAGCCCGCCGGAUACCUGCCCCCUAACGGGCAGUACAGGAUGGCCACGGCGGUCAGCUCCCCGGGCCCGGUCCCUCACCUGGACUCCCGGCCGCGGCUGUCCUCCAUGCUGGACAGCCCCGAAAUGAUCGCCCUGCAGCAGCUGUCCGCACCCUCCGGCCCCCCCUCGGGGCCGUCCCGCCAGCCCCUCCCUCAGCACAUGGGCAAAUUCCAGCAGCAUCCGCAGCCUGCCGCGGCCCCCUCUCCUGCCCACCCCCAGCAGCGGCCUCCACCUGAAAUCCAGCUGCUGCGCCCCGCCAGAGACAACGGCACAGACCCCCGGCCCCCCCACCAGCGGGACGCGCCGCCAAAAGGAAUGCCAGCGUUGGAGUCCAAAGCAGCCAUUCCGCCGUCGCGAGUGACCCCCGUCCCGUCUGAGCAGGAACGGCGGUCCGUCCCCAGCCCCAUGGAGCACCCCAGCCGCCCCAGCGGGGGCAUGCAGAGCCCUUCUGCCCCGGACUGGGGUAGGCCACAGGAGAGGGGGAAGGAGGAGCAGCCGCCGGGCCCGGGACACCCGCAGGGCUCGGAGACUUGCAGCAGGGAGGCGGAGCCCAUCCAUCAGCAGUUCUCCCAGAAUGCACCUCAGCACGGCCAGCAGCACGGCAUGCGGCCGCCAGCAGCACCGUCUUCCCAGGCGCCCAGGUACCCGGCGCCCCAGCUCCCGGCCCAGCCCAGCCCCGCCGAGCGCGGGGACAAGCGGCCCAGCGAGCCAAUGGGCAGGAGGGAGCCCGGCCUCAUGAUGAAGCCUGCCGCCACCCCCGCCCCACCCAACGGACACUACAAACAGCAGGCCUUCAGCCCAGAGCCACAGACUCAGCUGGGCGGCCAGGGCAGGCCAGGCCCCCAAGGACCAGCCAUGCCCCACUCCCAGCAGGGGCAGGAGAACGGGGCCAUGGGCCAGUUUGGCAUGGCCGGCCCGGCGCACACACACUACGGCUUACCCAUCGGACGACCGCUGCCUCCCCCAAACCACCAGCCCUUCCCCACCCAGGCACCCCCACAGACUAUGAACCCCCACCACAGCCCAGCCCGCUACCCACCUUACCACCAGCAGGGGGCGGCGUACCCGUACCACAUGCCCUCUCAGAAUCCCCAAGGCCACGGCAACAUGUUUAACCAGUUCCAGCAGCCCCACUACUACCCGCAGCCCCGGGGUGGUGGUGGCAGGGGUGGGUUCCCCGCGGAGGAGUGGCAGAGACCUCCGUACCAGCCGCGCCUCCCUUCCAGCGCCUACUUGCCGGCGGGCGGCGCCGGGGUGAACGGCCGGCCCAAGGACAGCAGCAUGUCCCCUCAGGGGUCGGAGGGCUCCGGCGGUAGCCUGCUGUCCCCCAGCCCGCUGCCGCCUGAGGGCCCGCACUGCGGCGGGGUGGAGAGCCGGGAGGCCGGCAGCCCUGUGAAGCCGGCCCGCGUGGAGGAGGACGGCGAGCGGCCCGACAGCCCCAAGGAGAUCCUGGACCUGGACAGCCACAACGCAGCCGCCCGCCGCCGCAGCACCCAGCUCCCGCACGCCGCCAACUUCCCCUACGACCCACGCGCCGUGCACCCCGGCAUGCAGCAGGGCGGCGUCCCGCCCCCCCACAUGAUGCCCCGCCCUCCCUACUCUGCCCACCCGUACCCCGGCGGUCACUACGCCCCCCAACGGCCCCACCCGCACCUGAUGGAGGCGCUGCAGCGCCCCCAGCACCUCCCUUUCCCCCCGGGCCAGCCCCGCAUGGCCUUGUACCGGCACCCCCAGGCAGGGGGCCACUUCCAGGGCAUGAUGGUCCAGCAGCGCGGCCUGGCGCCUGAACGCUACCUCCACCCCGGGCAGCAGGCGAUGUGCGCAGGGUCUCCCAGGGACUCCGGCAGCAAGCAGGGAGUGUGAUGGGAAUGCCCGGAGCUGUGCAGGAAAAGAGGAACAGAACAAAAAAAAAAAAAAAAACCGCAAGAGGAGAACUAGGGAGCGCCUCUGACUCUCCUCGCCGGCCGUCUGCCGAAGCGGCUUUUGUGACCAUACGUUCCGGAGGAGCUUGUAAAUGGGACUGAGUGAUACUGUGAAAUCUUGAUCUCCGCUGUCAAGUGUCUCAAACUGGAGUUUGUUGUCUCCCCCCUCCCCACCCCACACUGUCUGUUGUUGUUUUGGAGCAGCGGUUGUGGUAUCUCUACCUCCUGAGAGCAUUCCCUCAGGAAAUGAACUUGGGGGAAUAUCUUCUGUGUGUUUGGACAGAACUGCUUCGGAGAUAGGUGUAUUGUCUGGAAGUUUUUUGUGUUGGUUUUUUUUUUUUUUUGUUUUUUGUUUUUUUUUUAUAGCCCUGUGGGAAUGUGUGACUACUUUCUUGCCAUCCCCAGUCAGCACGCCUCACUGCAGCUCCAUUCGAACACCUUCCCUCCCUCCUGCCCUCCCUCCACACCUUUGUCUGCAUUCCUGCGUUCCCUCAGCUCCUGACCGCCUGUCCUGACCAGGCCUGCGCAGGCGCAGACUCCCGCGCUGAUUGGCUGGAACUGUCCUGUGCGCUCACUGCGCAAGUGCGUCUGCGCCCUUCUGCCGAUGCAGGAGGAGGAGAAUAGGAUUGUUCAAGAGAGCA
This is a messenger RNA of Megalops cyprinoides (Indo-Pacific tarpon), 5135 nucleotides long. RefSeq names its product cat eye syndrome critical region protein 2. Gene Ontology annotation, cellular component: CERF complex. Gene Ontology annotation, molecular function: protein binding. Gene Ontology annotation, biological process: chromatin remodeling. NCBI's taxonomy places the organism in Eukaryota, Metazoa, Chordata, Actinopteri, Elopiformes, Megalopidae. The record is from RefSeq and is a predicted model, not a curated record. The transcript is spliced from 19 exons. Bases 134 to 4435 code for a protein of 1433 amino acids.